Molecule: messenger RNA, 1208 nt
Organism: Plectropomus leopardus (leopard coralgrouper)
Lineage: Eukaryota; Metazoa; Chordata; Actinopteri; Perciformes; Serranidae
Gene: tnnc1a
Product: troponin C type 1a (slow)
Cellular component (GO): myosin II complex
Molecular function (GO): calcium ion binding
Source: RefSeq, a predicted model, not a curated record
GUCCUGCCCUGAGCUGGACAGUACCUCCCUCCUCUGUGCCAGGACGCCGUCAGGACAGGCAGCAGACGAGCCUCCAACAUGAACGACAUCUACAAGGCAGCGGUUGAGCAGCUGACAGAUGAACAGAAAAAUGAGUUCAAAGCUGCCUUUGACAUCUUUGUACAAGAUGCUGAGGACGGCUGCAUCAGCACCAAGGAGCUGGGGAAGGUGAUGAGGAUGCUGGGUCAGAACCCCACACCGGAGGAGCUGCAGGAAAUGAUUGACGAGGUGGAUGAAGAUGGGAGUGGGACGGUGGACUUUGACGAGUUCCUGGUCAUGAUGGUGAGGUGCAUGAAGGACGACAGCAAAGGGAAGUCAGAGGAAGAACUGGCAGAGCUGUUUCGCAUGUUUGACAAGAACGCAGAUGGUUACAUUGACCUGGAUGAGCUGAAAAUGAUGCUGGAGUCUACAGGAGAGGCGAUUACCGAGGACGACAUCGAGGAGCUGAUGAAAGACGGGGACAAGAACAAUGACGGCAAAAUUGACUAUGAUGAGUUCUUGGAGUUCAUGAAAGGAGUGGAGUAAUCCCGAACAGGACAAGAUCCAGAUUGUUAUUUUUGUAUUUCUGUGUGACUCCACGGUCAUCUGCGGAAAACCAGACGCUGAUUUGGAUGAUAGAAACAAAGGAACGACUUUGCAAGAUUCAGUCGAAUACUUUAGCUGAAUGUUUCUGUAUUUUUCUACCAUCUCUUGCAUUGUUGUAAAUACAGUUUGUAACUACUUUUUGGUGCCCGUGUAUACAGAAUUUGUGUAAAUGUAUCCAAAUUACUUAUAUUUUCUACAGAGGCCACAUAGUGUAUCAGUUUGGUUGCUCGAAAUAUCAAUUUUGUGUUUGUUUCUGACUGAAUCUCAUCUCUGAAGUGCCACAGCCAGUAUACAAAUCUUCUUAGCUGGGCAGAAAAUGUAUGUGUGCACAGAGCAGAACAUAUUCAUGAGUCAACAUAGUUUUACACCAGGCUCCGGUGCAAUAAACACUUUUAGAGCAAUCUAUUGGAUCCAGUUUGUAUGCUGUGCAUGUUCUGAUGUGUACGCAGUGUACAUUUCUGUAUGUUUAAGACACUCAGGACUUUUUAUGCCUAUCUCUUCAUGCCCCUGCAACGCCUGCACAUUUUUACAUGAAAAGUCUGUUUGGAAUGUGCACUCAUGUAAUAAACAAGAUGCAUUUGUCA